AUGGACGAAUUGACGAAUUACAUAAAACAAGACAUUGCCAGUUUGAACAAACAACUAUCGAUUCUUCAGGAGAUGUUACAGAGACGCAAGGACAGCGUGGGAACGAACCGAAGUCAACACUCACAGUCUGUUGUCGUUACGCUGCAGUCGAAGCUGGCAACCAUGAGUACGGAAUUCAAAAACGUUCUUGAACUUCGUACGGAAAAUAUGAAACAGGAGAAGGUUCGGAGAGAAAAAUUUUCUUCUAACCAGUCGAUUCCAUCUACAUUGCCGCCGUCUGCCUCCCACGGAGACAUGGGUUCCCUUCUGCUUCACGACAGUGCCUCUGAUGCUCCUCGGUCUCACAGCUUCGUGAUGAACAUGGACGAUGUGGGCAAAAGGCAUGUCCAGCAACAGUUGCAGUUGAUCGACGAACAGGACUCGUACGUUCGCAGCCGCGUUGAAACAAUGGCUAACAUAGAAUCCACUAUCGUUGAUUUGGGUCAGAUUUUUCAGCAGCUGUCUCAUAUGGUUCAGGAACAAGGCGAGGUAGUUCAAAGGAUCGAUAGCAACGUGGAAGAGGCUAGUUUAAGCGUCGAAGCAGCGCAUAUGGAGCUUCUAAAGUAUUUUCGGGGAAUAUCUAAAAAUAGGUGGCUGGCUAUCAAGGUUUUUGGUGUAUUGGUCAUAUUUUUUAUUUUCUUUGUUGUUUUCUUUUUAUAA
Molecule: messenger RNA, 699 nt
Organism: Soboliphyme baturini
Lineage: Eukaryota; Metazoa; Nematoda; Enoplea; Dioctophymatida; Soboliphymatidae
Source: the annotation of a GenBank genome assembly